AUGAAGUUCACUGGAUUGACCGUUUCAAUCAUCCUUUCUAGCCUAUGCUACUCCACCGCUCUUCCCGUCCUUGGCAAUGUCGAGGGUACCUUUUCUAGCAUCGAGGGUGCGGUUGGUGGUGUCACAGGCUCUGCUCCUAAGAUUGCUGCGCCCAUUACCUCAGCCACUCACGGCCUACCUGGCACUCUCAAGCGUGACGAUACCGCUGCCCUCGGUGGGACUGUCGAGACCAUCCCAAGCCUGGCCAAUAGCGCUGUUACUGUCGCUGGCAGUGCCGUUGGUACCGGUGAAAGCCUUGUCUCUGGUGCUGCUGGUACUGCCGAGAAUGCGGUUGCCGGCUCCGCUACGAAGCGCCAGCUCAACGACCUUGUUGGUAGCACUUUAGGAAGCGCUGUUCCUGCCAUUAUCCAAGAAUCCAAAGCCGGUGGCCUGGCUCGUGCCCUCAAGCGUGACGAUACCGCCGCACUUGGCGAGACCGUCGAGACCAUCCCAAGCCUUGCCAAUAGCGGUAUUGCCAUCGCUGGCAGUGCCGUUGGUACCGGCGAAAGCCUUGUCUCUGGUGCUGCCGGUACCGCAGAGAACACUGUUGGGCAUACUUAG
Messenger RNA from Penicillium roqueforti, 600 nucleotides. RefSeq lists its product as uncharacterized. The record is from RefSeq and is a predicted model, not a curated record. The coding region runs from base 1 to 600 and encodes 199 amino acids. The transcript has a single exon. NCBI's taxonomy places the organism in Eukaryota, Fungi, Ascomycota, Eurotiomycetes, Eurotiales, Aspergillaceae.